This is a messenger RNA of Symbiodinium necroappetens, 4266 nucleotides long. The record is from the annotation of a GenBank genome assembly. Lineage: Eukaryota; Dinophyceae; Suessiales; Symbiodiniaceae.
AUGGUAAGUGCAGAGCUUCAGCAGCUCAAGCGGAAGUAUGAUGAGGAAGAUGUUGAGCCGCAGCUGGAUCCAGACGAGGAUGACGGUUACGAAGAUUAUGUCCCAAUCAAGAAACGCAAGGCUGCGAUGAGAGAGAAGCUCGUCUCGGACAGGCAGAAGGAACGUCGAGAAGAAGCCGAACGAGUCAUGCGCGAGAGACUCGCGGAGGAAAAGAAGAAGCGUGGCAUCGCAAACUCCUUGUUGGCUGUGUCGGCAAAGCUCAAAGCAGAAGAGGAGGCCAACAAGGAAGGGCGCGAAGCUGCGAUCAAAGAAAGCAUCAGGAAUGAGGAGGACCAGCUCCUCGAGCAGGUUCAACUGCAAAUGAGCACGCCCUUGAUGUCCGUCCGGGAGCGAGCCAAGGGCAUCCUCUACACGCAGAGGAUGCCAGCGAUUGGCGACUGGCGGCCGAUACAGAAGUACCGUGACAUGCCAGAAGCAGAGAGAGCUUCGGUCCGCGAGAAGUACUUCAUCGAGGUGAACGGACAAGAGAUCCCAGCACCGAUCAAGCGCUUCGAGGAAAUGCGGCUGCCGCGCGGCAUUCUCGAAGGCUUGAAGGCCAAAGGAAUCAUUAGGCCAACCCAAAUCCAGAUGCAAGGCAUUCCAGCAGGGCUGAUGGGCCGUGACAUUAUUGGAAUUGCCUUUACCGGCAGUGGCAAGACGCUUGUGUUUGGCCUGCCCAUGAUUAUGUGCGCGCUGGAGCAAGAGCUUCGCGCUCGGGUGCAGCCAACCGAAGGCCCUUUUGGCCUAAUCAUUGCGCCCUCCCGUGAGCUGGCGCACCAGACCUACGAGGUCCUGGAGUUCUACACGGACCACUUGGCCGAGUACCACAAGGAGUUCCCAAAGCUCAGAUCGGUUCUUACCAUUGGCGGGCUCAGCACUGGAACCCAAGCGAUGGCAAUCAAAAAGGGCUGCCACAUGGUCGUUGCGACACCCGGCCGAUUAAAUGACCUGCUGAGCAAGAAGCGCAUGUCACUGGCACAGUGCCAAGUUCUGGUGCUUGACGAGGCGGACCGCAUGAUCGACUUAGGCUUCGAAGAAGAGAUCCGGAACACCUUGGACCAUUACCGAGGUCAAAGGCAGACACUUCUUUUCAGCGCGACGAUGCCAAAGAAGAUCCAGGACUUCGCGAAGACAGCGCUGGUGGACGCGGUCGUGAUUAACGUGGGCCGUGCUGGCGCUGCCAACUUGGAUGUCAUUCAAGAGGUUGAGUACGUCAAGCAGGAGGCCAAGCUGGUGUACCUCCUCAAGUGUUUGCAGAAGACACCUCCCCCAGUGCUGAUCUUCUGCGAGAACAAGUCGGACGUGGAUGAUGUGCACGAGUACCUGCUGUUAAAGAGCGUCGAGGUGCUGGAGGCCAUGCAGAAAGGUGGUGGUCUGCCAGCCGCGCCUCCUGUGCCACUCGCAAGCAACCCACCGAAAGCCGAGAAAGGACGCUCGCCACGCUCUCCUUGGAUCGCUCGUCGAAUUCGUGGAGAGACUCGGGCACAGCUAGCUCGGCUUGCUGUGGACGAGGACUUGGAGCCGACGUCGCCCACGUCCCAGCCUUCAGAGGUCCAAGAGGAAGAAGUGGAGGCGCUGCGCACCUUAGCGGACCUCUCGGACAGCGAGCUUGGCAAAAUCUGCAGAGGAAGCGUGCCAGUGGUUCAAAAAGAUCUGGAGCGGCAGAAUUUGGAGCGUGCACAGCGGAGAAGGCGUGUGAUCGAGGCGGAAGCGCAGAAAGCGCGUCGCUCUGCUGUUGAGUUUCGCCAGCGCCGCGAAGUCGUCAGUCCAGAGAAGCAGAAGGAGGUAACGCCACAGCAUACGGACGCACGGGAGGCCGACAGAAACCAGCGCUUACAGCAGGUGCUGGGAAAGCUUUCGGGCUCCAUCCCCGUGACGACAGUGGAAGACACGAGAGAGGGUUCCGACUACGAGGGCUUGAUGAGUUCAGAUUCCGAGGAUGCGGACUCUGUCAAGCUGGAGCAGAAGAAGCUAUCAGAGCGCUCCAAGCAGAUUCGGAGGAGAGUUAAGGAGGCAGCCAUCAACGGUAUCCGUGAAAAGAAGAAGUUCGUUGACCGAAUGAAUCGCAAAAGGAGGUAUCGAGAGGCGGUGUGGAAAGCUCUGCCACAAGCUGAGCGGGCAGCCACAGAGUCCGCCUUCAAGCUCCACUGCAACCAGUACUACACACUCACUGCCGAAGCCGCACUAGAUGCUUUGCGUGACAUUGGCCUUAGAGGGCGCACGAUGGUGGAGCGCAUUGUGGUGGAGCGUGCAGUCACCUCCCUGGUGAGGGAGUUGAUCAGUGUGGAGGAGCAAGGCAUCUCGGGAGCCUGGGGUGCUGCGCCGAAGGGAUCUCCGCAGGUCUGGUGGAAGACGCCCAAGGAGUUAUCAGCUCUUCCGAUGGCGCGCAUGGCUCAAGACAAGACCAAGCCCUCGCAGCCGCAGCAGCAGGUUCGGGGCAGCCGUCAUCAUCAUCGCCGAAUGAGUGCUAGUCAGCCUCGGCAAUCCUCAGUCACCGCCCAGAGGGCCUCCACGAUCAAGGACGAGCGAGAGGCCGAGCAAGCCGCCAAGGAGCUUGCUGCGGCCCUCGAGCAAAAGACGCCGCAUCCCACCGGCAUUCCAAUCGAGGCCUUCGGGGCUGAGGUGGUGCCGGUGGCACGCUGGGAGUUCUUCGAGCAGAGGGCCGAGCUGCACUUCCGGCUCUUCGUCAAGGAAAUCGAGUCAUCGCCGAAUCCCAGCGGCAUCGAUUUCGAUCAGUUUCAGAAGCUGGUGACAGCGCUCGAGCUUGACAAAGCGAAAGGCCCGCUUCCGCCAGCCAUAAAGCGCGACAAGCAGAUGAAGAUCGGGCCAGAGACCAUCUUGGACUUGGAGAUGGUGCACAUCCGCUUGCUGCAGCUGGAGGAAAGGGCCGCGCGUGCCGCCAGCGCUAGGGAAUGGGCCGUUGCGAAGCAGGCAAAAAUUGUCGAGAGCCGCUUUAAAAAACACAGGCCGGAGCUGCUUUGGAUGUGGGAGAUGUUCAGCGUCCACGAUGAUGAUCACUGUGGAUUCUUGGGCCAGUUUGAAGUUCGGCGGCUGCUGAAAUUCAUGGGCCUGGAGCCAUACAAGCAAAGCGUGGCUUCCACGGUGGACCACAUCAUCAGCCAGGUAGACGAGAAUCAUGAUGAUGAGGUUGACUUCAACGAGUUUCUGCUUUUGGUUGACCAUCUGCGGACAUUCAUGAUGAAGCGGAGACGAUCACGCCUUCAUAAAAUCUAUUUGAGUCUGGAUUUGGACCAGAACAGCUGCUUAGACUUCGACCAGAUCGUGGCAGCUCUGGCACAGGAGGGCUUGCUUCGUUCUAGACGUGAGUACGCCCUGGCACAAGAACUUUUAGACGAGGAGUUUGAUCUUCGAGCUGUGCUUCACCCCAGCGGCGAGGUUGACUCACCCUCCACAACAUCUCCUCGCAGCAGCAGCUUGAGCCCUCGGAAGAUGAGGCAGCGCCAGGCGAUGGCAGACGACGCUGGAAGUGUCGACUUCUAUGGCUUCAGUCUCAUCUACCAGCUGGUGUGGGAGCGUCUGAGCCAACUUCAGGCUGAACGCAUUUCUCAGGCAGCGAAGGCCCUGAACUUCACCAUGACUGAGUUGGCAGAUAUCCAGGCAGCCUUCGAUGUGGCGGACCUAGAUGGCGACGGUAUGUUGACUCGCAGCGAGCUUCGCGAGGUCUUGGUUCCACUGAUUGCGCGGAUGCCAGACGAGCAACAGCUGAAGCAUGUCCUGACAUCCAUCGACGUCGAACGUAGUGAAGGUAUUGAUAUCUUCGAGUUCUUAACCAUUUUACGUUCCCUGGUGACCGGACCAAACGGCAUGGUGCACAUGUACAAGCCGUUCUCCUUGAUGGAGAAUGUCUCGUUCGAAAAACAGCAAGAACUUCUUGGUGUUUGGCCGAUUUCGGAUUCGUAUAUCAAGAACCUGGAUGCAAAUGAGCUCAUGGAGAUGUUGAGCAACUUUCUAGGUGUGCGACCAGAGCAAAACAUGCGCGAGCUGCCUUAUCCAAUCAGCAGCUAUCGGAAGUUGAAGGAGUUUGCUCUUCGACAAGCUGAGAAGGCUACGCAACGACACAGGUACGGAAUGGAUCGGAAUGGUAUAGUCUCGCACAAAGCUCCUGAAGGAGCCUUUGUGUUUCGCGAGCUUAGGAAGGACACGGGCUUGGUUGUGAAAAGGUUCCAGUGCUUUGUCACCUCUUGUCCACCACUGCCAAGCGCAUGA